Messenger RNA from Closterium sp. NIES-67, 1283 nucleotides. The record is from the annotation of a GenBank genome assembly. Lineage: Eukaryota; Viridiplantae; Streptophyta; Zygnematophyceae; Desmidiales; Closteriaceae.
CCCCCCGCUCUCCUCGCUUUGAUCGAACGUGUCAUUACACGUACGCCGUCAACUCUCUCCAUUUUGCACGAGAGCAGUUACCUCUCCUCCGCCGCUGACGCCGUCUCGUCUAGAAUCCCGCGACUUCGCCGCUCGCUGCUUCUUUAUGGAGCGUCCCGAUAGUGGCAAAAUCGAGUCUCCGGAAAGCCCGUUCAGGCCGAAUGCUCUCCAAGGGAAAGUCGCCUUGAUAACCGGUGGUGGUUCGGGAAUAGGCUUGGAGAUCUCGAAGCAGUUCGGCAGGCACGGCGCCAGGCUUGCGAUCAUGGGUCGGAGAGAGGCCGUGCUGCGAGCAGCGGCAGACGAGCUGGCUAAGGAAGGGAUCGAGGCGUUGCCUGUUACUGGGGACGUGAGGCGGAAGGAGGAUGGUCAGAGCGCUGUGGCUGCUGUUAUGGCGAGAUACGGCCGCCUGGACGUGCUUGUCAAUGGCGCUGCUGGAAACUUCCUGGCAGCUGCAGAGGACCUGUCAGUGAACGGCUUCAGAACAGUCUUGGACAUAGACGCUGUGGGCACCUUCAACAUGUGCCUGGCUGCUCGGCCAUUCCUGCAACAAGGAGCACAGGGUAGGGCGGAGGGAGAGUGUGGCGGAUCCAUUAUAAACAUCAGCGCUACUCUGCACUACACUGCUGCUUGGUACCAAGUGCACGUUAUGGCUGCUAAGGCUGCAGUGGAUGCCACCACCCGCUCCUUAGCUCUGGAAUGGGCAACUGACUAUGGCAUCCGAACCAACGCAAUAGCUCCGGGGCCGAUAGGGUCGACGCCAGGCAUGGCGAAGCUGGCUCCGUCUGAGCUGGGGAUCGACGCUGGGGAAUUCAACCCGAUGCAGCGGAUGGGGGAUGCGUGGGACAUCGCCAUGGCUGCUGUCUACCUCACUGCCGACACUGGGAAGUAUGUCAACGGGGCGACCCUGGUGGUGGACGGCGGCGGCUGGCUGUAUCGGCCGCGUGUCUUUGACAGGGAGGUCAUACAGGAGGUGUCUCGGGCGGUGGAGAGGCGAUCCAGGAAGGCUGCACCUGGUGCAGGCGCACCUGCUUCUGGAGGGCAACAAAGGAGCAAGCUUUGAGAAAUUGGAUGGUGGUCAGAGUUUAUCGCAGCAGUGCAGCAAAAGAAACCAUUCGUAGUCUAGGGACAGCCAUGACAUGACAUACUAUUACCGAAUGAUUGUUGGUGGAUUGUUUCUUGUGUAUGAUAUCUAGUAUGGUGAUAUAGUGUGUGAUGUGUCUAAGUAAUGAAAUUGACGUCCUUUU